Porites evermanni is the source of this 678-nucleotide messenger RNA. The record is from the annotation of a GenBank genome assembly. Lineage: Eukaryota; Metazoa; Cnidaria; Anthozoa; Scleractinia; Poritidae.
AUGUCGACUUUGACUUGGGGAAUCUCGCGCAAAGGAGAACUGACUCUUUUCAAUAGGGAUCCUCCAUCCUGUUUCUCGAAUAGAGUGGCUAGAGUGAGACGCUCAAAUACCUUGGAGGACAGGCGACUGCAGGACAAGUUACGCACUAUACACCUGGAACACUCAAUCAGAAAUGGUCAGAUCCACAAUGAGAAGAAAACAUUGGUGAGGCAGUUGAACGGAAUUCAUUCAGUGAAAGAAACUCCGGAGAUAGGAGUAGAAAGACGCAAACUACAGCAAGCAAAAGCUUCAGUUAAGAAGGGCAACGCACUACAUGGGAUCAAUACAACACCUCCAUACUCACAAGCUCUACUGCAGCCUCAGGGCAAGUUAUCAUCCACUGUCACGCACAAUGUAACGACAGGUGCUGUCACGCAAUACCCAAGUGCUGACUAUCGGAGUAGUUACACGGGUUACAGACUAAGAAAAUCACCAAUCAUAUCAAGAAGCACUGACUGGCUACUGCCACGAUCGCCUACAUAUCCCUUAUUUACCACAGGCAGUGAAUGGAGAGAAGCUUUAGGUAUUUUGUCCAGUAGUGAAGUACACAACUUGGACACUUCAAGCACCACGAAUGCUAAUGAGAGACAAAACAUGUUUCCAGCUAUAGACUACAGAUACCGUAAAUCUUCUCUCUAG